CCUGUAUAUUGUAGUGCUGUACCAUUUCAAACAAGCAUGAUGAGGACAUGUGGUGUUUGAAUGGCAAGUAACAUGCACAUUUCCAGCAUUCAUUCUGGCACAUUACAUCAAGAAACAAGCAAAGCAUUCAAAUACUACAAUAAUAUCCUUUUUUGUCAUAUCAUCCUGUCGAGUCCCUUUACCAUACUUAAAAAUCCUGGCCUCAUUCUGUAGUCUAUAUCAUUAAACCACAUUUAAAUUCUCCAUCUGAGACGUCACAGACUGUGCUGCCAAAUUGUUGGGUGAUCUCCUCCCUCUGACUACAUUAGAAGCAACUCCAAAUCAUUGUGAAUUCCAGACUGAACUGGGUGGGAACAGAUCAAGUUAGCUGCUUGAGGAGUGUUAGCCACACUGCACACCCUGGGCUUUAAUUAAAACACCACUCAUUGUCCAUACAGGAUUUCUACAGGGACACAGAACAAGCCAUCCUUCUAUUGUCAAGAUAAUUCGAUUGAACUCGUAGAGAGUGCACAGGUCAAACCCUCACCCACACGAAAAAGGGCAAAAUGGAUCGAUCCGCACAAGAACUCUUCCUGAACUUCAUGAUCGUCUUGAUUACUGUGCUGCUCAUGUGGCUCCUUGUGAAAUCCUACAUGGAGUAAGACACUGCCCAGUGCUUCCUGGAUUCCUUCUGAAGAAGCAUAUCUUGUAUUGAUCUUGAUACAGUAUGUGAGAGCAAUUUAAUGAGAAAUAUGCAUGUGUGCAUACUGUAGGUUGCCUCUUCUACAUGAGGCAUAAGCUUUGCAGGCACCAGUAGGCAUGUCUGUACAUUGAUAAAUAAAAACAAAAAGGAACCAAAACCUGAUAAAGACCACCAAAGAUUGGCCUUUUUUACAACAAUGUAUGCAGCUAAGAACAAAAAUAUCAGGUUCUGUGUAACCUUUACCUCUUUCUGUCUCUACUACUACUGUGUGGAAAUUGUAAUCUGCUCAGCUCAAAUCUCUGUUUACAGUUUCUGUACUAUGCAAGGAAUAUAUCUUAUUGCAUACGUUGCAAGUAGAUCGCGGAAACAAUACUGUCAGUAAAGGCAUUGCACAGCAUUCAAAUGUUAUAAGGUUCAGUUAAACACUGUAUUUCUGCUGCACGGUAUUUAAAUGUAAAAAUAAAUGCUUUCUGUGUUC
Messenger RNA from Polyodon spathula (Mississippi paddlefish), 1160 nucleotides. Its product is annotated as sarcolipin. The transcript is spliced from 2 exons. Bases 546 to 641 code for a protein of 31 amino acids. Gene Ontology annotation, cellular component: membrane. Lineage: Eukaryota; Metazoa; Chordata; Actinopteri; Acipenseriformes; Polyodontidae. Gene Ontology annotation, molecular function: enzyme regulator activity. The record is from RefSeq and is a predicted model, not a curated record.